Molecule: messenger RNA, 3003 nt
Organism: Penicillium manginii
Lineage: Eukaryota; Fungi; Ascomycota; Eurotiomycetes; Eurotiales; Aspergillaceae
Product: ATP-dependent helicase
Exons: 2
Coding region: 1-3003 (1000 amino acids)
Biological process (GO): recombinational repair
Cellular component (GO): nucleus
Molecular function (GO): ATP binding; DNA binding; hydrolase activity
Source: RefSeq, a predicted model, not a curated record
AUGGAUUCUAUUCUAGAUGGCCUCAACCAUGCCCAGCUUGAGGCAGUCACCUCUGAUGCGCCUAUUUUGCAAGUGCUCGCGCCACCAGGCUCUGGCAAAACCAAGACCUUAACCGCACGCGUCGCGUAUCUGCUCUCACACCAUGGAUACUUACCCCAAGAUGUGAUCUGUUGCACUUUUACCAUCAAAGCAAGCCGAGAGAUGCGCGAGCGUCUUGCGAAAUUAAUCGGUGCACAAUCAGAAUCACGGCUUAUUUUGGGUACUUUCCAUUCGAUCUGUCGUCGUUACUUGUGCAAGUAUGGCUACAAGAUUGGCCUGCCCAAGGGAUUUGGCAUUGCGGAUUCGGAUGACACUCGAGGAAUCCUCCGGAGAAUCAUCAAACGCUUGAAUUCUAGCAUGGAAGUCAAGGCUGCCCAAGGGGGCAUUUCACGCCACAAAGCCCAUGGGCUCACUCCUGAUGCACUAGCAGACCAAGCCAAGGCAGAGGGAAUGGAGCUGGUGGAUAUAUACCGUGCCUAUGAUGCAGCACUGAAAGCUUCGAAUCUUCUCGACUACGAUGAUCUACUCUUGCGAUGCGGUGACCUCCUCAGAGAGCACCCAGAGUGUGUAUCCAACGUGCAGGCAGUUUUAGUGGACGAGUUUCAAGAUACGAAUAUCAUCCAGUAUGAAUUGAUGAAUCUUUUUGCGGCAAAAAACCAACGAAUUACCAUAGUUGGAGAUCCGGAUCAAAGUAUCUAUGGUUUUCGGUCGGCGGAGAUCCAAAAUCUGAGGCGGAUGCAGCGGCGGUACACAGACACGAGGACCAUCUUCCUCGAGUCGAACUAUCGCUCUUCAGCUUCAAUUCUCAACUCUGCCCAGGAAGUGAUUGAGCAGGAUACCUCACGGCCCGACAAAAAGCUGCAGCCUACCCAUUCCUUUGGCACUCUUCCUGUCCUCAGAAAACUUCCUACUGUUAAUGCCGAAGCCCUCUGGAUGGUUCUCGAAAUCAAGCGUUGUGUUGCUAUGACGGGUGGUCUCGUGCGAAUGUCGGAUAUUGUAGUGUUGCUCCGGUCAGCUUCCCUUUCGACGCGUAUCGAGACGGCAUUUGGACGAGCUGGUAUUCCCUACAAAAUGGUGGGAGGUCGCAAGUUCUUCGAUCGGACAGAAGUCAAGACACUCCUCAAUUAUCUCCGAGUCGUGAGCAAUACGGGCCAUACAGAUGCCUUACUCGGCAUCAUCAAUGUGCCACCGCGCAGAAUUGGCGAUGAGACUAUAAAACAGUUGACAACUGGCGCCGACAAGGCUAAAGUUCCUUUAUGGUCGUUCAUGAAAGAUGUUAUUCAGGGCCGUCGAUCAACUGAAAAGAAGCUGCAAAAGGCGGCUGAGCUAGGACUGUGUUCACUGGUGAAGUUAAUUGAUGCUUCGAGGCAAAAGCUGCAGGACUGUCAAGACGCUACUGCCCCUCGUGUACUUCUCGAAUACAUCACAGAAAACCUCUCAUUCCAAGAGUAUCUUAUCAGAACCUAUCCUCUGGACGAAGACGGCCGCUGGGCGAACGUGAGAGAAUUGAUGGGCCAAGCCAACGAGACAGCGCUUUCGGGCGAGGAUGCGGACAAGGAGAACGAUUUACCUGAGAUCGAAGGCAUUGAGCAGUCAGCGAUGCACUUGGGGGAAGAGGCUCUGUCUCGAUUUUUGGCCAACGUCGCUCUUUCUACCGAGGCACAAACACAAAACGAGGGCAAAGAGGGUGAGAAACCACCAGAGACUGUCACAAUUUCCACUAUACACGCAGCGAAAGGCUUAGAGUGGCCUGUUGUUUUCAUACCAGCCGUAUACAAUGGGAGUAUUCCACACUCGCGGGCAGAGGUGAUUGACGAAGAAAGACGUCUUCUCUAUGUUGCGAUGACGCGAGCACAAGCCCUGUUAUACCUCAGUCUUCCUCUACGACAGCCACGAAUUGGAGAAGGAGAGGACGCAUCUACCACGCUGACGCCAUUCCUUCCUUCCAAAGUCACGACGACCAGGUUUCGUCCCAGGGGACCCAACUUGCACGAGAAAGUGGUAUUUUCAAUUGCUGAUAUCCUGCGGCGUCCGAGGCCAUCGCCCGAGGACAUGUACAAAAUGCUCGAUACGCUUCCGUCGACACUUGACGAUAGGUGGACGGCCGAAGGAGAGGAGCAUCUCGAUAGUCAAUGGGAUAAAGGCCACGACUCGAUUGAAGGACCAUAUCCUAAACGACGGCGAGCUGAUGGCAACCAAUCUACCUCAACGACAUUCAUGUCAGCUAACACUUACAAUAUGAGCAACUCAUCGAACUUCAUCGCCCCUACAACCAUGUCAUCUGGCUUUUCAUCUGCUCGGGAUUAUGCUGCGACCUCAUCUGCCAGUCAGGAGGCCAUUACGGAGGAUAAAUACAAUAUUGUUAAGGAUUCAAUCCCUGUAACUAAAGGGAAGAACGCGAGUGCCAAAGAUGGGCUUACUCAGGCCAGCAUUUCAAACUUCUUCGGCGGCCCAGGAUCCUCCCAGAAGAGGGAGCCUGCCCCAACCACUCGUCCACCACCUCAGCCGACACAAAGAAACCACAUGACAUCCCAAAGUAAUCGACCUAGUUCCAAUUUCGUUCCGCCCACCCUUUCUUCUCAUCGCCCCCAGCCCCGGCCGCUUCAUCCGACACGACCAGCGCUAGAACCAUCUGAGCCCAACAACUAUACGUGGCUGGCGGCUCCCUCACGACCUGUAAUGAAGCUGGGUAGGAUGCAAGUACAACAAUCCAAUGGAGACAACACAGCGGAGUCAAGGUCUGGGUCAGGUGAGAUGAAACAGGAAAGCUCCACCCCGGAAAGUCAGAGCACCCAAAUUAGGCAGAGCGGACAGGGCAUUGAGUCGGUGACGUUUCAUACCACGACGAUGUCAAUGGUACGCCAGCAAGCCUCGGCGCCGGCACGGCGGACGCUUGGAAUCCGGCGGAGUAUGAAUGGAUGGGAGGAACGGAUGAAGCGGGAGGGCGGUGGCCAAGUGCGUUGA